AUGAACUGGAUCACGGCUGGCAGGGAUCACAGGUGUACUCAGCAGGACCUGAAGAGAGGGAUGAACUGGAUCACGGCUGGCAGGGAUCACAGGUGUACUCAGCAGGACCUGAAGAGUGGGAUGAACUGGAUCACGGCUGGCAGGGAUCACAGGUGUACUCAGCAGGACCUGAAGAGAGGGAUGAACUGGAUCACGGCUGGCAGGGAUCACAGGUGUACUCAGCAGGACCUGAAGAGAGGGAUGAACUGGAUCACGGCUGGCAGGGAUCACAGGUGUACUCAGCAGGACCUGAAGAGAGGGAUGAACUGGAUCACGGCUGGCAGGGAUCACAGGUGUACUCAGCAGGACCUGAAGAGAGGGAUGAACUGGCCAAUCACAGAGCAGAGCCAUGGCUCUGACAGUCACCGUGGCCACACCCACGUGGCUGUCCAAACACCCGGUCCUGGUUUGGCUGGUGGUACAGUGUCAGUGGAAGUAACGGGGCGUCAGGGGGCCGUGACUCUGCCUGAGGAGGGGUCUACUGUCUCAGGUGGGGAUACAGAGGACCAGAACAAGGGUGAAGAUGUGCAGGAGACAUCUAUAAAUACCCUACAUAGAGACGGGAGAUUUAAACCAGCCACUCAGACAGUGUCACCCGGUCCCACGGUCACUAAUGGAAUGGCCCACUCUCAGCCGGCCACGGUUACCAUAGCAACCACAGGACUAAGGAGAGACCCCUCUGGAAAGGGAACCACAAAACCCCAAUCCACCAACCACACUCCGGACCAUAUGGAGUCUCAGGGCGAAAUCCCUCCGGCAGUGGGGCCAGAGUCAGUGACAAAGGGACCAGAGAAGUACACUGAUUGGUCAGUGCCUAAUGUGACAGCUGUAGUGGACACAGUUAUCAGUACAAUGGCGGUAGGUGCUGAGAGGGCGCAGUACCAGCCGGACAUCCAGACUGCCCUUUAUGUUCCCAACCGUCAGGCUGGCACUGGGACACACACUAAACCUACUGACAGCCUCGUUAUCCAACCAUCAGCCAAUACCAGGCCCUCAACAAGGUCACCUGACUCUCAACCAGCGCCUGAUUGGCAGGGCUCAAACUCCACAGUCAGUGGUGUCAGACAUGGACCAGAUGGCAAACCAGUUGCUGCCACACUCAUUCCAACAGAACUUAAAGAGAGCACACCUCUCAUCCCAAGCACAGCCAAUGAAAAAGUGAAGACAGCAUCAACACAAAGGACCACUCCAAGCCCAACCAUUCAACUGUCACCAAGCACAGCACAGCCAAGUGGGUCUCCAACAACCAGGCAGCAGAAGAGGGGCAUAUGGACAACCCUUAGCACAAGCACACCUCACAGUGAGACCACAGCAACCAGCACAGCUUCUCCCACCACAAAAGACACAGGUUACGGGACAGGUUUUGUCAACCUGACCAGUUCUAAACCUCUUUUGCCAAAUGGGCGGGGCCGCAUGGAACUACCAGGGAAUAACGGAAAGCAUGUAGACAAGGAGUCGUCAUUAUCGCUAGGUUACGUCCCCUCUGAGUCCCUGGACCGAACCCCUUCCUCUCCGGCCCUACCCUCUGACCCCUGCCCCCCAGGCUCAGGCCCUUGUGUCGCCCCUAAUGACUUUACCCCCAUUAAUGGGAGCGUCCUGGUGUGGGCUGACCUCAGUCGCACACUGUCUUUUGCCUGGGAGCUCCACGUUUUCGGCUCUGCUGCCCUUUUCCUCCUCCUCACUGCUGGCUCUGCUCUGGGCCUGUUCCUGGCUCCCAGCACCGACUGCCCCCACCGAGGAGCCCUGGCCAUCGCCAACAGCCUCCUGCUUCUUACCGGAGUUCUGCGGUCCGUCCACUUCCUGCUCGACCCCUACGGGACACGACUCUUCCUGCCGCCACCCGUCGUUACGGCACUUUACACUCUCCCUCUGCCGCUGUUGCUAUGGGCGCAAGCAGCCGUGGUGCUGUUGGUGCUGCAGGGGGCUGGCGUGACCGUUCUAACGCCCACCCUGGAGCAGCCCCCUCUGCUGGCGGUGCUGGCAGUACUACACUGCACACUGCUGCUGGCGGUCGACCUCCUGUCGCCGGCUCUCUCACCCGCUGUGCCCGUUGUCCUGCAGAGUCUUACCCUCACAGCUGGCCUGGUGCUGUGCCUGGGGUAUCUCUGCCUGGUACUGCCACGCCUCACCAAAACACAGCCCCCCCGACGGGGCGGGGCUGACAAGGCUCUGGGAGGAGCCAAGCUACGUCUGUUGGCUCGUGUGUUGGCGGUCUGCUCCCUGCUGGGGGCGCUUUGCUGCCUGCUUCAUGCUCAUGCUUGUUUGUGGCUGUAUGGGCUGCUUGGGAACUGGAGGAGGUUCAGCUGGGCCUGGUGGUUGGGUCAGUUCUGGGCCCGGCUGCUGGAGCUGGCCUGGUCAUUCUGCUUGCUGCUGCUCUCCUCCUGGGUUUUCUGGAGGCCACGAGGUGGACCAGCUGGAAAUGGGCAGGGAUCAAUGGGACAGGGCGGGACUACACUGGGUGACCUUCCGUCCCCCUGUCAGUCAGCCGGCUCCUCCCACAGACACACGUGCUGGGCCAAGAUUGUGCAGAGCCUGAGGGGGCGGCCACAUAGGAAGUCGGACAGUAACGGGCUGGGAGGAGCCAACAGUGGUAGUGUGACAGGUGAGCUGCCCAAUAACUGGGCAGGACAGGAGCGCUCUGGGGCUGACAUCAGCAAGAGCCUGAUUCGAAACCGUGACCCGCCCAAGGAGAGCAACCGUGGGCGUAACCAGAGGGCCAACCCUGAGGGUUCCAUGGGUUCGUUGCUAAGGCUGCAGACGCUGGGUCUUCCCCCACACCGUUCGCUGAGUGGCAGCUUGGACCAGGAUAAAGAGUCCGCCCUUUCGCUCUACGACUUCGACCUCCGACCCCCAUCGCCCAUCGACCUGAGCCGCAGCAUCGACAACGCCCUCCACCGCGAGCACCUCUUCAGAGGCAGCCUGUUCCGCCCCCUCGGACCCCCGUCCCCCCCACCCUCCCCGACGCCCUGGCUACGUCGGAACAGCGACCCCCAACUCACCCUAACCUCAGCGAGCAGCGACGAGCACACGCUGCUGACGGAGUCCUCAGCCGCGCUGGACCGCUCCAUCCCCAGCGCUGUGCCCAGUCGACAGGUGACUGCCCCACCCACCCCGACUCAUCAGGGCCCCCGCUGGACCCCCGGAGCACCCGUGCCUUCCUCCCUCUCCUGCCCCGUCUCUCUCCAGCCUUCCCCAAAUUCCCAUGGAACCACACUCACACCCAGCAUGGACGACACGCGACCGUUCCUCACCCCAGACACGGAGGGGGCGGGGUCACAACAAGGGUGUGGGCGGCGCUACCUGAAGGUGGCCCGUCAGGACGACACGGCCAGUGUCAGCAGUGACAUUAUUGACCUGUGA
This is a messenger RNA of Chanos chanos (milkfish), 3399 nucleotides long. Its product is annotated as proline-rich transmembrane protein 3. The transcript is spliced from 4 exons. NCBI's taxonomy places the organism in Eukaryota, Metazoa, Chordata, Actinopteri, Gonorynchiformes, Chanidae. Bases 1 to 3399 code for a protein of 1132 amino acids. The record is from RefSeq and is a predicted model, not a curated record.